CCGCAUCUAGCCAGCUGUCCUAAUGAAUGAGGCGGAGGAUCUCCAGCAUUGCUUCUCAGUGAUAUAACUGCAAGGAUAUUAAUUUCACUAACAGUACCUUUAGAUAUCACAAUGCAGACCCUCACACCCCACGUGUAUUGGGCACAGCGUCAUGCAGACAUCUACCUGCGUGUGGAGCUGAGUGACGCUAAGAAUCUUGAUAUCUGCGUGCAAAACAACACCCUGCAAUUCAAAGCUCAGGGUCACGGAGCUAAAGGAGACCAUGACUAUGAGUUCAGUCUGGACUUCCUGGAACCAGUAAAACCUGAGGUUAGUCACAGGUCGACCCAGCGCCUGGUAAAUGUGACAGUGAGGAAGCAAGAGCAGCGUUGGUGGGAUAGACUCACUCUGCAGGAGAGGAAACCUCUCUUCCUGGCGCCAGACUUCGACCGUUGGCUCGACGAAUCAGACGCGGAGAUGGAGCUUCAGGCUAAGGAAGAGGGGAAGAUAAACAAGGUCAGCAUCGAGUCAAGGAUCCGUAAAGACCCCUACCUGGGCCUGAAGAAGGGCUAUCUGUUCAUGUACAACCUCGUCCAGUUCCUGGGCUUCUCCUGGAUCUUUGUCAACAUGACCGUUCGUCUCUUCAUCCUGGGACAAGACUCGUUCUAUGACACGUUCCACACCAUUGCUGACAUGAUGUACUUCUGUCAGAUGAUGGCCGUAGCAGAGGUCAUGAACCCUCUAGUGGGUCUGGUCAAGACAGGGGUGUUCCCUGCUAUGAUCCAG
Oncorhynchus masou masou (cherry salmon) is the source of this 765-nucleotide messenger RNA. RefSeq names its product very-long-chain (3R)-3-hydroxyacyl-CoA dehydratase-like. Gene Ontology annotation, cellular component: nucleus; cytosol. The record is from RefSeq and is a predicted model, not a curated record. Gene Ontology annotation, biological process: protein folding; chaperone-mediated protein complex assembly. Gene Ontology annotation, molecular function: protein-folding chaperone binding; Hsp90 protein binding. The annotation marks the transcript as partial. The transcript is spliced from 7 exons. NCBI's taxonomy places the organism in Eukaryota, Metazoa, Chordata, Actinopteri, Salmoniformes, Salmonidae.